AUGUCCUCUUCAUCACAUCCUCAUCCUCCAGAGCUCCAGCCGUCUGCGCACUUACAGGUGGAGGGCUCCACUUGGCUCCCGCUCAAUGUCGUCUCCAAUGGCAACGCCUCCAGCAGCUCACAGGCCGUGGGCGUCACCAAGAUCGCCAAAUCCGUUAUCGCUCCAUUGGCCGAGCAGCAUGUGUCCGUCUUCAUGCUCUCCACCUAUCAGACGGACUUUAUUCUGGUGCGAGAGAAAGACCUGUCGGUGGUGGUGGAGACUCUAGUGGAUGAGUUUAAUAUUUUCAGAGAGGAGGGAGGAGAGUCAGUGCCUGUCCACAGUCAGGACGCCUGCAACGGCCUGCAGCGAAAUGGCAGAGAGGUUCCACAUGCAAGAGUUCAUCCAGUGCUGAUUCCAGAAAAUCAAUUUUGCGUAAUGAGCUUGGAUCCGGACACACUGCCAGCGAUUGCCACAACCCUCAUAGACGUUCUGUUUUACUCUGACAG
Sinocyclocheilus anshuiensis is the source of this 485-nucleotide messenger RNA. Its product is annotated as GATS-like protein 3. The record is from RefSeq and is a predicted model, not a curated record. Gene Ontology annotation, molecular function: arginine binding. Lineage: Eukaryota; Metazoa; Chordata; Actinopteri; Cypriniformes; Cyprinidae. Gene Ontology annotation, biological process: negative regulation of TORC1 signaling. The transcript is spliced from 3 exons. The annotation marks the transcript as partial.